Messenger RNA from Elephantulus edwardii (Cape elephant shrew), 951 nucleotides. RefSeq names its product olfactory receptor 2B11-like. Gene Ontology annotation, molecular function: olfactory receptor activity; G protein-coupled receptor activity. NCBI's taxonomy places the organism in Eukaryota, Metazoa, Chordata, Mammalia, Macroscelidea, Macroscelididae. Gene Ontology annotation, cellular component: membrane. Gene Ontology annotation, biological process: G protein-coupled receptor signaling pathway. The record is from RefSeq and is a predicted model, not a curated record. Bases 1 to 951 code for a protein of 316 amino acids. The transcript has a single exon.
AUGAAUCUGGGCAAUGUGAGUGUUCCAAAGAUCUUCAUUCUCUUAGGAUUCUCUGACUACCCGUGGUUGGAAAAACCUCUGUUUGUGAUGGUGCUUAUUGCUUACAUUUUUACUUUGGUGGGCAACAUUUCAAUUAUUGUGGUAUCCAGGGUGGAUCCUCACCUGAACAGCCCUAUGUACUUUUUCCUUUCCAACCUCUCUUUCCUGGACCUGUGUUUUACUACAACCACAAUCCCUCAGCUGCUGCUGAACCUCUGGGGACCUGAUAAGUCUAUCAGCUAUGGGGGCUGUGUGAUUCAGUUUUAUAUGUUUCAUUUCCUGGGUGCCACUGAAUGUAUUCUCUUAGCAGUGAUGUCCUUGGAUCGUUACAUUGCCAUCUGCAAGCCCUUGAGGUACCCAGCUAUCAUGCAUCAGCGACUUUGUAUCCUUCUUGUAGUCAUAGCUUGGCUUAGUGGUUUGGCUAACUCCUUGCUUCAGUCAUCCCUCACAGUCCAGCUGCCACUUUGUGGUAACAACAAGGUAGAAAACUUCCUUUGCGAGGUCCCAGUGAUGAUCAAGAUGUCAUGUGUUGACACCACAUUUAAUGUAGCUAUGCUUUCCAUUGUGGGGACAUUCUACUCCUUGGUGCCCCUGUCACUUAUCCUUAUCUCUUAUGGAUUCAUUGUAGCUACAAUCCUGAGAAUUAGGUCUUCAGAGGGAAAGAAGAAGGCUUUUAACACAUGUGGUUCUCAUGUUAUGGUGGUAUCACUUUUCUAUGGACCAGUCAUUAUCAUGUAUGUUCAGCCUUCUUCUACUAACUCUCAGGACAAGAACAAAUUAAUGUCACUGUUCUACAGUUUGGUAACUCCUAUGCUAAACCCUUUUAUCUACACUUUGAGAAACAAGGACAUGAAAGGAGCAAUGAAGAGGCUCCUUCUCUCACUUUACCACCGAGGAAGAGAGCAAACAUAA